Messenger RNA from Coregonus clupeaformis (lake whitefish), 2716 nucleotides. RefSeq names its product kelch-like protein 40b. NCBI's taxonomy places the organism in Eukaryota, Metazoa, Chordata, Actinopteri, Salmoniformes, Salmonidae. The transcript is spliced from 7 exons. Bases 267 to 2126 code for a protein of 619 amino acids. Gene Ontology annotation, molecular function: protein binding. The record is from RefSeq and is a predicted model, not a curated record.
GUUAAAAGGACGGGACAGCUGAGGGAGUGAGACCAGCCGCCCCAGAGUACACUCCUUACGGUUCAAACCACACAGACCCAGGCUACUUAUAACACACACACCGAACCCCUACCUCCUCUUUCCAGGCUGGACAGUGAAGAGAGCCUGAUCUUGGAGCUCUGCUGUGUGGACAGGAGACAGACAGGACAGACACCAAGGACCAGGACGCCCUAGGCCUCUCGUUUCCUGCUUAUUGACUGGAAGUUGUCCCCCUGGACCGAGGCACCAUGGCUCUGUCCAUCGACCCGGCCGAGGAGCCCAGGAUGUACCAGCAGACCCUGUUGCAGGACGGUCUCUAUGAUCUACUGGAGAAUGACAAGCUGGUGGACUGUGUCCUGAAGAUCAAGGACAAGGAGUUCCCCUGCCACCGUCUGGUGCUGUGUGCCUGCUCCUCCUUUUUUAGGGCCCUGUUCCUGUCAGACCUGGAAGAGGAGAAGAAGCAAGAGGUGGUGUUGGAGGAUGUAGAGCCGGGGGUCAUGGGUCUGAUUCUGAAGUACCUCUACACCUCCACCAUUAAUGUGACAGAGCAGAAUGUCCAGGACAUCUUCUCUGUCGCCAACAUGUUCCAGAUUCCUUCUAUUUUCACAGUGUGUGUCUCCUUCCUCCAGAAGAAACUCAGUCUCAGUAAUUGUCUGGCUAUAUUCCGACUGGGCCUGAUGCUGGACUGUCCUCGCCUCGCUGUCUCCGCUCGCAACUACGCCUGCGAACGCUUCCAGCUCAUCGCUCGUGAUGACGACUUCCUGACGCUGGGUCCCAGCGAGCUGGCAGCCAUCUUGACAGCGGACACGCUGAAUGUGGAAACGGAGAAAGAGGUGUUUGAGGCAGUGGAGAAGUGGGUCGGUCAAGAUGUGGAGAACAGGUUGAAGGAACUACCCGGACUGAUGGAUUGUGUCAGACUCAGACUGGUCGACAAGGACUACUUCACUGAGACGGUGGAGAAGCAUGAGUGGAUCUGCUCCAACCCUGAGAUGGAGAAGAAACUUCAGCUGGUCAGAGACGCUCAUGCUGGAAAACUCCCCGACCUCCCACCUCAGAAGAAAACUAAGAAGAAGACUGUAGAAAAGAAGGCAGAGCAGGAGGGAGGAGAGGAAGAGGAGGAGGAGGAAGAGGAGGCUCUCCUCCCGGGGAUCCUGAAUGAUCAACUGCGUUUUGGGAUGUUCCUGAGGGACCUGGUGUUCAUGGUGAGUGACACGGGGGCGGUGGCGUAUGACCCCACAGGCAACGACUGUUACGUUGCCUCGCUCUCCACUCAGAUCCCCAAGAACCACGCCUCCCUUGUCACCAAGGAGAACCAGAUCUUUGUUGCUGGGGGACUGUUCUACAAUGAGCUGAACAAGGAGGAUCCUCUCAGCUCUUACUUCUUACAGUAUGACCCAGUGAGUGCUGAUUGGCUGGGCAUGCCCCCCAUCCCCUCUGCCCGUUUCCUGUUCGGCCUGGCUGAGGCGGAGAACAGCAUCUUCAUGGUGGGAGGGAAGGAGCUGAAGGAGCAGGAGUCCAGUACCCUGGACUCAGUGAUGAUCUAUGACAGACAGUCUUUUAAAUGGGGCGAGUCUGACCCCCUCCCAUACCCCGUCUACGGCCACGCUACUGUGUCUCACGACGGACUCAUCUUCGUGAUCGGAGGAAAGUCGGAUGGCAAGAAGGUGAUGAGGAGGAUGUGUGCGUACGAUGCACAGCGGUUUGAGUGGAAGGAGCUGGCUCCGAUGCAGCUGGCCCGCUCUCUGUUCGGAGCCACCAUCCAUAAAGACAAGAUCUACGUAGCAGCAGGCGUUACAGACACCGGCCUGACGGACACCGUGGAGGUCUACGACAUCAAAACAAACAGGUGGUCAGACUUUGUGGAGUUCCCUCAGGGUCGUAGCUCUCUCAGUCUGGCAUCGGUGGCCGGGGGUCUCUACGCUGUCGGAGGCUUCGCCAUGAUGCCCAGCGAGGACAAGGAGGAACUCCUCCCCAAGGAGAUGAACGACAUCUGGAGGUAUGACGAGGGGGAAAGGAAGUGGGUGGGCGUUCUGCGGGAGAUCCAAUAUGCCUCUGGGGCCACCAUCCUGGGGGCGCGACUCAACACGCUCCGACUCACCAAGAUGUAACACUCAACACACUCCGACUCACCAAGAUGUAACACUCAACACGCUCCGACGCACCAAGAUGUAACACUCAACAUGCUCCGACUCACCAAGAUGUAACACUCCUCAACACGCUCCGACGCACCAAGAUGUAACACUCCUCAACACGCUCCGACUCACCAAGAUGUAACACUCAACACGCUCCGACUCACCAAGAUGUAACACUCCUCAACACGCUCCGACUCACCAAGAUGUAACACUCAACACGCUCCGACUCACCAAGAUGUAACACUCAACACGCUCCGACUCACCAAGAUGUAACACUCAACACGCUCCGACUCACCAAGAUGUAACACUCAACACGCUCCGACUCACCAAGAUGUAACACUCCAACACGCUCCGACUCACCAAGAUGUAACACUCCUCAACACGCUCCGACUCACCAAGAUGUAACACUCCUCAACACGCUCCGACGCACCAAGAUGUAACACUCAACACGCUCCGACUCACCAAGAUGUAACACUCAACACGCUCCGACUCACCAAGAUGUAACACUCAACACGCUCCGACUCACCAAGAUGUAACACUCCUCAACACGCUCCGACGCACCAAGA